AUGCUUCAUGGAGUUGCAAAGCAUGAUUCGAUUAGGAGGGUGAGCAAAACAACUAUUACAUCUAAUAAUAGAGCGAAGGAAAAGAUUUUUAGACCAAAAAACAACGUUUUCAGGGCCCUAAUAGGCUCUCCAACUGAUAAGAUGAUGUCUCCUAUCCUGAAAAAGCUCAUAGCAGUUAAAAAAUUCGACAAGAAGAAUCAAAAAGUCAAAAAUAAGCUUUUAGAAUUAGAGAGUUUGAACAGUUAUUCUUAG
This is a messenger RNA of Priceomyces carsonii, 252 nucleotides long. RefSeq lists its product as uncharacterized. The record is from RefSeq and is a predicted model, not a curated record. The transcript has a single exon. NCBI's taxonomy places the organism in Eukaryota, Fungi, Ascomycota, Pichiomycetes, Serinales, Debaryomycetaceae. Bases 1 to 252 code for a protein of 83 amino acids.